CCCAAUGUAUUUAUAAAAAGUAUUGAAUAGGUUAUGACCUUUAUAUCUUUAAAUGAGAUAACAGUUUAGACUCUAUUCGUUUGUAAUUAUUUUCAAGUGGUAUGCACGCAAUCGAGAUCAUUCAUACCGUAUUCGUCCAUAUAUUUAAAAGCGGCUCAUUUCAGAACGAGCAGUUUACGUUCGUCCUGCAGAGGACGCAGCUGGUGCAGACGAGUUAUGACGUCAGACGAAAGUUCGUCUGCCUCGCAGAUCAGGCGAGUCUCGUCACGUGGGACACGAAAGCCAACAGAGACAACAACGAAGACCUCCGUAAGUUUGUGUUUAAAGCGGAGGCGGUCAUGACAUUUUACGACCCGGGCUUACGGAAGUUGAAAACCGGAAGUUACGUGCAGCUGGGAACACAAAUCGGAGCGGUUAUCGAACUCACGAACAACAUCGACGGCCUGUUUGACAUCAACAUCCGGUCAUGUGACGCGUCUGGCAUCUCGCUGAUCGAGGCGCGGAGCCCGGUAGAUGGCGCGCUGUUUCGCGGGUUCAACAAGACGUCACGCGGAGUGGUGGUGAACAGCUUCGCGAUGUUCCGAACGACUUCUAUGCGCCGGGAGCCAGUGAGCAUGAUGUUUUCCUGCGUGCUCGAGGUCUGCUAUGCACCCUGCGUCGAGUACAUCUGUGAUGGCACGGAGGCUGUAGCCAUGGUGCCGAGAUGGCGUCGCACGGCAGGAGGCGUGGCUAGGGAAGUCUCCCUGACAACCAUAUUCAGUGUCGGAAUGGAAGCUCUCCCGACCUCGGUUGUCUUGCCAUGUGAAGGGAUCAGUAGAGUCAUUGCUGUAUCAGUACUGGCGGCUGUCUCCGCCCUGUGGCUUAGCAGCAUCUCAGUCGCCACCUACUAUCUACGGGAAUGGAGGAGCAUUACUCACAAGCAUGGAGGUGACAGCGGGCAACGCGACCAUGAACAGAGCACAAACAGAGAAACGAUCCAGGGGCAUAUUUAGAUCACUUGACAGUAGGAAUAUGAGCCGCGUUGUGGGGAAACUGAUCUUAAUGCAUGUGCGUUAAGUGUCGUCAUGGAUUAGCCUGUGCAGUCAGCACAUGCUAAUCAGGGGCAACACUUAACUCUUUUAUAGAUUUUUUUGUUAAAAGGAAGUUUCUUAAUCCCUGAUUAGUCUGUGCCGACUGUACAGGCUUAUCUGGGACGACACUAUGCAAAUGCAUUAAGCCCUGUUUUCUCAGACCGCCACUUAUAAUGCGGGAUCAUUGCAAGCCAAAGAAAAGGUUGAUGUGAAUCAACAGCCUGUACGAGGUAUCAACAUUAUCCAGGAUUGGGUUAGAAGUGGACUUGCUCUGUCAAUGCAUGUCCGACACAAGAUGACAAUGAAACAGCUGAUGCGUAACAUGACAGAGGAAAGUUUGAGGACACUUUCCUAUGGUUUAUGACGUUUUAUCAGUGAUUCAACAUUCCCUGUUUCAAACAGUGAAAAACAACAAUGAAAAUGUUC
Messenger RNA from Dreissena polymorpha, 1496 nucleotides. RefSeq lists its product as uncharacterized. The coding region runs from base 102 to 992 and encodes 296 amino acids. The record is from RefSeq and is a predicted model, not a curated record. NCBI's taxonomy places the organism in Eukaryota, Metazoa, Mollusca, Bivalvia, Myida, Dreissenidae. The transcript has 5 exons.